GUCCUUCCUGUCCCCGCAGCGCAUUUCCUGUAUCAGGUUAAGUUCGAGUGUCAUUUCUCCAAUGGGACGGAGCGGGUGCGGUACCUGGCCAGAUUGAUCUACAAUGGACAGGAGUUCGUGCGCUUCGACAGCGAAGUGGGGGAGUACCGCGCGGUGACCGAGCUGGGGCGUCCCAUCGCAGAGCACUUGAACAGCAGGAAGGACUUCAUGGAGCAGAUGCGGGCCGCAGUGGACAGAUGCAGAGAGGCCUACAGGGUGUCUGAGGGAUUCCUGGUGCCUCGGCAAACUAAGCCCACAGUGACCGUGUAUCCUGCAAAGACCCAGCGCCUGCAGCACCACAACCUGCUGGUCUGCUCCGUGAACGGCUUCUAUCCGGGCCACAUUGAGGUCCGCUGGCUGCACAACGGCCAGGAAGAGGAGGCCGGGGUGGUGUCCACGGGCCUGAUCUGGAACGGGGACUGGACCUUCCAGACCCUGGUGAUGCUGGAGACAGUUCCCCGGAGCGGGGAGGUCUACACCUGCCAAGUGCGGCACCCCAGCAGGACCAGCCCGGUCACCGUGGAAUGGAGGGCCCAGUCUGGAUCCACACAGAGCAAGGUGCUGAGUGGAGCAGGGGGUUUCGUGCUGGGGUUGCUCUUCCUCGGGACGGGGCUGCUCACCUACUUCAGGGCUCAGAAAGGACACUCUGGACUUCAGCCCACAGGACUCCUGACCUGAGGUGAUCAUGGCGACAAGGGCAGGAGAGAACCUUCUGUCUGGCCCCUUCGCAGCCUGAAGAGGUUUCCUGCUGGGCUCUCACUCCACACGCAGAGCAGCCUCGGGCUCUGGCUGAGUCCUGGCUCCUGACCCCCAGCAGCUCCUCCCUGCUGGUUCCUCCCUCCCUGGACCUGGAGGCCCCAGUGCUGACUGCAGACCCUUAGCUCCAUCCCUCCCUGUCCCUGUGUGUUCAACUCUCGCUGUCUGCGGAGCACCUUAACUCACCUCUGCCGACAUUUUUUUGUAAAAAUUUUCCUCAAUUAAAUAUGGAGUGAAAUCAUCUGCCUCACAGGCUUCAAGGGCAGGAAGUGGGAAGAAAAGGUUUCCUUGUUCUCGUCCUGCUUUUUCAUGAGUUUUCCCUCCUGUAAUAGGCCUGGUUCCUGAGCCAGGAGAGAGCCUGCCAUUUACUUGAACACGGUGGUCUCCUACGUCAGUGUUUCUCAGACAAGCACACAGGUUCCUUUCCCCUGAGAUACAGAGGGGACAGCAAGUAUAAGAAACGCAGGCUGGCCCCGCUGGUGUGGUCAGUGGUCGAGUGUCAACCUAUGAACCAGGAGGUCACCAUUCAAUUCCAGGUCAGGGCACACGCCUGGGUUUCUGGCUCAAU
This is a messenger RNA of Myotis brandtii (Brandt's bat), 1363 nucleotides long. RefSeq names its product HLA class II histocompatibility antigen, DRB1-1 beta chain. Gene Ontology annotation, molecular function: MHC class II protein complex binding. Gene Ontology annotation, biological process: immunoglobulin production involved in immunoglobulin-mediated immune response; immune response; positive regulation of T cell activation. Gene Ontology annotation, cellular component: lysosomal membrane; MHC class II protein complex; late endosome membrane. The transcript has 5 exons. The record is from RefSeq and is a predicted model, not a curated record. The annotation marks the transcript as partial. NCBI's taxonomy places the organism in Eukaryota, Metazoa, Chordata, Mammalia, Chiroptera, Vespertilionidae.